AUGGGGAAAAGUAGGCAGGUGCCCAAGAUAUGCGUUAUGUGUAGAAUCGACGUAAACGAUGAAAUAAAAUUUGGAAAAUUAUAUAAAUUGAAAAACGUCUGGGUCCAUUAUUAUUGUUUGUUGCUAAGCGAAACCAUCACCCAAUCUGGAGAAGAUGAAGAAGGCAUUUUGGGUUUCCUGCAUUCAGAUAUUACUAAAGAAGUAGGACGAUCGAAAUCAAAAAAAUGUUGUUAUUGUAAUAAAAUGAACGCUUCAUUAGGUUGUGUGCAUAGGCAUUGUAAUCGGAAAUUUCACAUGUAUUGCGGUUAUUUAAAUAAUGCGAUGUUUCAUUUUACAAAGUUCACUACUCAUUGCAAUUUGCACACGAAACCUUCAAAUUUACCAGCAUCUAUUAAGAAAUCGCUGAAAGAUUAUUAUUGUUUGAUAUGUUUAGAUGAUUUUCAUGAAAAGACGAAGCCGUCUCAGGUUUAUUGGGCUAGCUGUUGUAAGUCGCGAGUUCUUUUGCACAUUGAUUGUUUAAGGCAAAUGGCGCUUAAUGCUGGAUAUUUUACAAAGUGCCCUGGUUGCAAUAACAACACAGAUUUUAUCGAAUCGAUUCGAAUGUGGGGAGUUUUCGUGCCAGAACAAGACGCCUCGUGGGAACUAGAUCGCAAUGCUUUCUCUGAUUUGCUAUACGUUCAUGACACCUGCGACUCUCUCAAAUGUCUUUGUCCAGAUGGAAGAAAUUUUAGUACCGACAAAGGAAAGUGGAAAUUGAUAUUAUGCAAGACUUGUGGCUCUGUUGGAACUCAUGUAGGUUGCACAGAAUUUAAGCGACGAUUUUUGUGUGACGUUUGCACAUUGAGCGGAGAGGAAAAUACCACAAUCGACGAUCCACCCCAACCGGAGCAAACCAAUGAAGAUGAAUUUAUAGACAUAGAAAUUUUAGAUCGAGAUUAUUUCACUGAUUGCGAAGACAACAACUCAUCCUUUCAAGAUGAUUGCGAGAACGUAGAACCAUUACCAAACCCUAACAGAACAGAAGAAAAAAAAACAACUAACCCUGAAAGAGGUGUAUCUGAACAAAACGUUCGAAAGAGAUCCUUUCAGGAUAUAACAAAUAGUGGCGAUCAAGAAGUAAAUGUAAGCUUUGCUAAAAAAUUCAAAGACAACAAUGUAAGUCACGAAGAAAUCGAACAUUUGACUACAAUUGAGGAAAAUUCAUUGUCCUUACUACAACAUACGGAAACUCUUGAACCUGAAACUGAAAUAACAGCUCAACAAAUACCAUUGGAUGAUGACAGUGAGGUUGAAUUUGUUAGUUAUACGCAAGUAGUAGACAGUUCGCCUAAAAUACCACUGCAUGCAAAUAGUGUCGAAUUAUUCUUAAAUAGUGUCAUUUCUAAACCCCCAUGUUUACAGAAACGUAAUUUUCUUAAAAUUUGUGAAUCGCCACAUAAGGUCAAAAGGAAUCGCAAGUCAAAGCUAAAUCGUUCUUUAAACCAGAUAAAAAAUGAAAAGAAAUCUGUUCAACUCAGCUUAGAAAACUUCAUUACAAGAACUAAAGUAUGA
This is a messenger RNA of Photinus pyralis (common eastern firefly), 1551 nucleotides long. RefSeq lists its product as uncharacterized. The transcript has a single exon. Lineage: Eukaryota; Metazoa; Arthropoda; Insecta; Coleoptera; Lampyridae. The record is from RefSeq and is a predicted model, not a curated record. Gene Ontology annotation, cellular component: nucleus. Bases 1 to 1551 code for a protein of 516 amino acids.